GUUCGUGCGGCUAGUCAGCUUUUUGCGAGAGGAGUGCAUCCGAAGGUGCAUUUUCGAACCCCGUAGUGCUAGGAAAAAAGUUGCUAGUUUCUACCCAAAAUGCGUGCGUUUGCGGUUUUAGUGGCCGCCAUUCUGGCCGUUAAUGCCGAGGUGUACUUUGAGGAAGGAUUUAAAGACGAUUCGUGGCAAAAGACCUGGGUCCAGAGUGAACACAAAGGUGUUGAGUAUGGCAAGUUUGUGCACACAGCCGGAAAAUUCUUCAACGAUGCCGAUACCGACAAAGGUCUGCAAACUUCGCAAGAUGCCCGUUUCUACGCGCUGUCGAACAAGUUCGCACCGUUCUCCAACAAGGAUGAUACGCUUGUCAUCCAGUUCUCGGUGAAACAUGAGCAGAACAUCGACUGCGGUGGCGGUUAUCUGAAGGUGUUCGACUGUUCGGUCGAUCAGAAGGAUCUGCACGGUGAGACGCCGUACCUGGUCAUGUUUGGACCGGACAUUUGUGGACCGGGAACGAAGAAGGUGCACGUGAUCUUCAGCUACAAGGGCAAGAACCAUUUGAUCAACAAGGACAUUCGCUGCAAGGACGAUGUGUUCACGCAUUUCUACACGCUGGUCGUGCGGGCUGACAACACGUACGAGGUGUUGAUCGACAACGAGAAGGUCGAAUCGGGCAGCCUGGAGGAUGAUUGGGAAUUCCUGCCACCGAAGAAGAUUAAGGAUCCGGAAGCGAAGAAACCGGAAGACUGGGACGAUCGUGCCACCAUCCCCGAUCCGGAUGAUACUAAGCCGGAGGACUGGGACAAACCGGAACACAUUCCCGACCCGGAUGCUACCAAGCCCGACGACUGGGACGAUGAGAUGGACGGCGAAUGGGAGCCACCGAUGAUCGAUAAUCCCGAGUACAAGGGUGAAUGGAAACCAAAGCAGAUCGACAAUCCGGCCUACAAGGGUGUUUGGGUGCAUCCGGAGAUCGACAAUCCGGAGUACGUGGAGGACAAGAGUUUGUACCUGCGCGAGGAAGUGUGCGGUGUCGGUAUUGACGUGUGGCAGGUGAAAUCGGGCACGAUCUUCGACAACUUCCUCGUCACCAACGAUCUCGAGGUAGCAAAGAAGGCGGCCGCCACCGUUAAGGAGACGCAGGAGGGCGAAAAGAAGGUGAAGGACGCACAGGAAGCCGAGGAGCGUAAGAAGGCAGAAGAGGAAGCGGCCGCCGAGGAGGCUGCCAAGGACGACGAGGAUGAGGAUGAUGAGGAUGAUGCGGACAACGCGCUGCCCGGUGAAGCGACCGAGGUGGAGGACGAUGGACACGAUGAGCUGUAAACGGUGGAAGCACCUGUCAACAACACACAGCCGGACGCUUUAAACGUAUUCCUAUGGAAUGCGACACUUGAAAGGAAUUCGAGGGCAGAAGAAGAGAAUGGAGAGAAAGAACGCAAUUCGCGACUGCCACAGAAAGUAGGAGACCGAGACCGGAACAAAAUCGACGUAAAAAUAAUGAGUGGACGGUAACGCAGCAUUUCACUUACAACGGGGUAGAAGACCGCAGUAGAGACUAAUGAAGAAAUCUGUUUAGAUAGCCGAUAACGUUCAGAGAGAAGCAGGGACUGAGUAAUAAUGGGCGCACUUCAAACGCGGUGCACCACCUGUCGUCGUUACGUUUUCGUUUUGAAGAGACACUAGCUCGGUGCGUGUGUGCUUGCUGUACACCCAUGUCGCGGUUAUUUUGCUACUAUCCUACCCACUGUAUAGGUGGGCAGCUAUUCUGCGAUAGUUAAAGACAGGUACGACGACUUUCGACUAUGUUCAAAUAGUCAUCUGAAGCAGGAAAUGGAAUGGGAAUGCACGACCAUGGCACUGCAUGGAUUGCAAGAGCGUCGAAUAAUCUCAUACAAACACACCCACAGAGUAGCCUCCCUUUCUUCCGAUCACGCAUUACCUGGUGGCAACAAGCUGAAUGGUCGUGUUUAAGAAUGUACCGAUUCGUUAGGCAAAACGUGUACAGGAGAGUUUGUUUUUGUUUUGUGGGUAUUCAGUUUUGUUUUUAAUUCCAUUUUGCCCCUAUUUGAGUGUAUUUGAUUUAGUUUUUUAAGAACUAGCAGGCAGGUCACCUUACAGCAGUGUAAAAUAUAAAAACCCAUGGACGUGAAAGACGAAUACUAGAAAAAAGCAGCAGUACCAACAACAAAAAACUUGUUGAAGAACAAAUGUGGUGUAAACGAUAAAGAGAAACAGUCAGAAACAAUAAAAAAACAAAAUUAAAAUAAAAUUA
Messenger RNA from Anopheles moucheti, 2269 nucleotides. RefSeq names its product calreticulin. Gene Ontology annotation, molecular function: calcium ion binding. Gene Ontology annotation, cellular component: endoplasmic reticulum membrane; endoplasmic reticulum. The transcript has 3 exons. The coding region runs from base 100 to 1320 and encodes 406 amino acids. The record is from RefSeq and is a predicted model, not a curated record. Lineage: Eukaryota; Metazoa; Arthropoda; Insecta; Diptera; Culicidae. Gene Ontology annotation, biological process: protein folding.